AUGGGUGAUGGUCACUUGGUCACACAUAGCAAUGAGGAACCUCGAGCAUGGGACUUGGCUUUAGUGAGGAAUAGCAUAACUCUCUUCACCAGAACUACCUCGACAGAACUCCCUUCCAUAGAACUCCCUUCGCGGAACUCCCUCGGUGGAACUCCUUUUUGCCGAACUUACCUCAGCGGAAAUCCCUCGAUGGAACUUCUUUUCGCGGAACUCCCUCGGCAGAACCCCCUUCUAUCGAACUCCCUCGGCGGAACUCUCUUUGACAGAUUGGAGAUCCGGAAGCUUUGGAGAUUCCUCCUUGGUGGAUUGGAGGUCUCCAAGUUGGUGGAUAUAGGGAAAUUUGACCACCCCCAAACAUUUUGUAUCACCCCUCUCUCUAUUCCCAAGCUCCUAUAUGCUUGA
This is a messenger RNA of Prunus armeniaca (apricot), 402 nucleotides long. The record is from the annotation of a GenBank genome assembly. NCBI's taxonomy places the organism in Eukaryota, Viridiplantae, Streptophyta, Magnoliopsida, Rosales, Rosaceae.